This is a messenger RNA of Puma concolor (puma), 3606 nucleotides long. NCBI's taxonomy places the organism in Eukaryota, Metazoa, Chordata, Mammalia, Carnivora, Felidae. The record is from RefSeq and is a predicted model, not a curated record.
CUCCCUGAACCCUGCUCCAGACACUUUGAAUCCAGGAGAGAAAGAUGUGUCAAGCCUGCCUGGAGAACAGCAUCUGCUUCUAGCCAAGAUCUCUCAUCACAAAGUAAGGAUACUAAAGUUAUGUGGGCCAUGAAACCAGGCCAUCUCUUCUGGGCUCUGUUGUUUCUGCAACCUUUGUGGCCCCGACUGACUGAUGGGGCCACUCGAGUCUACUACUUGGGCAUCCUGGAUGUGCAGUGGAACUAUGCUCCCAAGGGAAGGAAUGUCAUCAUGAACCAGCCUCUGGACAAUGAUACAGUAGCUUCCAGCUUCUUAAAAUCUGACAAGAACCGGAUAGGGAGCAGCUACAAGAAGACCAUCUACAAGGAAUACAGAGAUAGCUCUUAUGUGGAUGAAAUAGCCCAGCCUACUUGGCUGGGCUUCUUGGGGCCAGUGUUGCAGGCUGAGGUGGGAGAUGUCAUCCUUAUCCACCUGAAGAAUUUUGCCACUCGUCCUUACACAAUCCACCCCCAUGGUGUUUUCUAUGAGAAGGACUCAGAAGGCUCCCUAUACCCAGAUGGCUCCUCCGGUCAGCUAAAAGCUGAUGACUUUGUUCCCCCGGGAGGCAGCCACAUUUACAACUGGACCAUUCCAGAAGGCCACGCACCCACUGAUGCUGACCCAGCAUGCCUCACCUGGAUCUACCAUUCUCAUGUAGAUGCUCCACGAGACAUUGCUACUGGUCUCAUUGGACCCCUUAUCACUUGUAAAAGAGGAACCCUGGAUGGGAAUUCCCCUCCUCAGCGGAAGGAUGUGGACAGUUAUUUCUUCCUGCUCUUCAGUGUGGUAGAUGAGAACCUUAGCUGGCAUAUUGAUGAGAACAUUGUCACUUACUGCUCAGACCCUGCCUCAGUAGACAAAGAAGAUGAGGCCUUUCAGGAAAGCAAUAGGAUGCAUGCAAUCAAUGGCUUUGUUUUUGGUAACUUACCAGAUCUAAGCAUGUGUGCACAGAAUCGUGUGGCCUGGCACUUGUUUGGCAUGGGCAAUGAAGUAGAUGUCCACACAGCUUUCUUCCAUGGACAAAUACUAACCAUCCGGGGCCACCGCACUGAUGUGGCUCACAUCUUUCCAGCCACCUUUGUGACUGCUGAGAUGGUGCCUCAGGAACCUGGCACCUGGUUGAUUAGCUGUCAAGUGAAUAGUCACUUGCGAGAUGGCAUGCAAGCACUCUACCAGGUCAAGUCUUGCUCCAUGACUCCUCCCAUGAACCAACUCACAGGCAAAGUCCGGCAGUACUUCAUUGAGGCCCGUGAGAUUCUAUGGGACUAUGGCCCGAUGGGGCAUGAUGGGAGUACUGGGAAGAAUUUGAAGGAGCCAGGCAGUGGCUCAGAUAAAUUCUUCCAGAAGAGCUCCAGUCGAAUUGGGGGCACUUACUGGAAAGUCCGAUAUGAAGCCUUCCAAGAUGAGACAUUCCAGGAAAAGGUGCAGAUAGAGGAAAAUACGCAUCUUGGAAUCCUGGGACCAGUGAUUCGGGCUGAGGUGGGUGACACCAUCCAGGUGAUCUUUUACAACCGUGCUUCCCAGCCAUUCAGCAUACAGCCUCAUGGAGUCUUUUAUGAGAAAGAUUACGAAGGAACAGUGUACAAUAAUGGCUCAUCCAACCUUGGCUUGGUGGCCAAGCCCUUUGAGAAAGUAACAUAUCGCUGGACAGUCCCCUCUCACGCUGGCCCUGCUGCUCAGGAUCCUGCCUGUCUCACCUGGAUGUACUUCUCUGCUGCAGAUCCCAUAAGAGAUACGAAUUCCGGUCUGGUGGGGCCCCUAUUGGUGUGCAAGGCUGGUGCCUUGAAUGCAGAUGGUAAACAGAAAGGGGUGGAUAAGGAAUUUUUUCUCCUUUUCACUGUGUUGGAUGAGAACAAGAGCUGGUACAGCAAUGCCAAUCAAGCAACUGCUAUGUUGGAUUCCCGACUGCUCUCAGAGGAUGUCAAAGGCUUCCAAGACUCCAAUCGGAUGCAUGCCAUUAAUGGGUUUCUGUUCUCUAACCUGCCCAGGCUGGACAUGUGCAAGGGUGACACAGUGGCCUGGCACCUGCUUGGCUUGGGCACAGAGACUGAUGUGCAUGGGGUCGUGUUCCAGGGCAACACUGUGCAGCUUCAGGGCAUGAGGAAGAGUGCAGCCAUGCUCUUUCCUCAUACCUUUGUCAUGGCCAUCAUGCAGCCUGAAAACCCUGGGAUAUUUGAGAUUUACUGCCAGGCAGGCAGCCAUAGAGAAUCAGGGAUGAAGGCAAUCUAUAAUGUCUCCCAGUGUCCUGGCCACCAACCUGACUAUCAUCAUCGAUACCAGGCUGCAAGAGUCUACUACAUCAUGGCAGAAGAGGUGGAGUGGGACUAUUGCCCUGACAGGAGCUGGGAACUGGAAUGGCACAACCAGUCUGAGAAGGACAGUUAUGGUCACAUUUUCCUGAGCAACCAGGAUGGGCUCCUGGGUUCCAGAUACAAGAAAGCUGUAUUCAGAGAAUACACGGAUGGUACAUUCAAGAUCCCUCGGCCAAGGACUGGACCAGAGGAACACUUGGGAAUAUUAGGUCCACUUCUCAGAGGAGAGGUUGGUGAUAUUCUAACUGUGGUGUUCAAGAAUAAUGCCAGCCGCCCCUACUCUGUGCAUGCUCAUGGAGUGGUAGAAUCUAGCACUGGUUGGCCACUGGCUGCUGAUCCUGGUGAGGUUCUCACUUACCAAUGGAACAUCCCAGAAAGAUCUGGCCCAGGGCCUAAUGAUUCUGCUUGUGUUUCCUGGAUCUAUUAUUCUGCAGUGGAUCCCAUCAAGGACAUGUAUAGUGGUCUUGUUGGACCCUUGACCAUCUGCCGAAAGGGCAUCCUGGAGCCUUAUGGAGGACGGAGUGACAUGGACAGAGAAUUUGCCUUGUUAUUCUUGAUCUUUGAUGAGAACCAGUCUUGGUAUCUAGAGGAAAAUGUAGCAACCCAUGGGGCCCAGGAGCCAGGCCGUGUUAACCUACAGAAUGAGACUUUUUUGGAGAGCAACAAAAUGCAUGCCAUUAAUGGAAAGCUCUACAGCAACCUCAGGGGUCUUACCAUGUACCAAGGAGAACGAGUGGCAUGGUACAUGCUGGCCAUGGGCCAAGAUAUUGACCUACACACUAUCCACUUCCAUGCAGAGAGCUUCUUAUAUCGGAAUGGAGAGAGCUACCGUGCAGAUGUUGUAGAUCUGUUCCCAGGGACCUUUGAGGUUGUGGAGAUGGUAGCCAGCAACCCUGGGACAUGGCUGAUGCACUGCCACGUUUCUGACCAUGUCCAUGCUGGCAUGGAGACCCUUUUUACUGUCUUGUCCCAAAGAGAACACGUAAGCACUAUCACCACCAUCACCAAAGAGAUUGGAAAAGCAUCAAUCCUCAGAAACAUUGGAGAAGGCAAUGUGAGAGUGAUGGGCAUGCGGAUCCCUGUAAAGAAUAUUGAGAUACUGGCUUCUCUUUUAAUUGCCAUGAGUAUCAUUCUCCUCCUCAUUGCUCUAGCUCUUGGUGGUGUGAUCUGGUACCAGUAUCAACAGAGAAAGCUACGACGCAACAGGAGGUCCAUCCUGGAUGACAGCUUCAAGCUUCUGUCCCUCAAACAGUAG